UGACCGUGUGAAGUUUUUAGAUUGAAGGGCUGGUAAAUCCAAGAUGGCGGCCGGAGGUGAGGCCCUAACCUGGAGAAGGAAAAUACUACAGAAACUUGAAUAUCGCAACCAAAACGAUGUCCAAGGCUUCUGCGAUCUCAUCAAAGCUCAUAACAAAAUGUUUGAAAUUGCUGACACUUCCAAAGCCAAGAUAACACAACUAGAAAUUCAAGUAUUUCAAUUACAGCAGGAAAGAGUGGAAUUACAAUCUAGAAUCCAGGAAUUAAAUUCUGGUCAAACCAUACCUGGUGGCACAUCAGCCAGCUCGGAAAAAGUAGCAAGUUUAGAACAAAAACUUUUCAAAGCACAAGAAGAACUAACUGAACUACACAGACGGAAGUCAGAGAGUGCACAAAAGAUUGUAGAACUUAAUAAUAACAUUAAACAAAAGGAUGAGGAGAUACUUGCAAAGGGAGCCCAGCUUCAUGAUGCCCAAAACAACCAAGAUGCCCUGAAAACAGAGUGUAAUAAUUUAGCCCAAGUUAUUGUAGAACUGGAAAAAACUAAUGAGAUCCUCAAAGACGAGCUACAAGUGUUGCAGCUUGAACACACGUCACUUGAAGAGAAGCACCGUAAAACACAAGAGGAAAACCGAGAGCUUGUUGAAAGAUGGAUGAUGCAAAAAGCAAGGGAUGCAGAUAAAGUUAACUUAGAUAAUGAACACCAACAGAGAAUAAGACAUGCAAAGCUACAAAAAGAUCUCAUUGAAGCAGCGAAGGAACCAGUAAAUGUACCGAUUCCUAAGUCAGGAUCUUUCGACUGUGGACCACCAGUGGCUCCAUUUUGUGUUAUCACAACAAUUCCUUCUUAUCCAACCUCGAAAUUUGAUGCACAUGAUGGGGAAGUGUUAUCUGCAAGAUUUAGCAUAUCGGGUCGCUUGUUUGCCACAGGUGGUGGGGAUAAAAAGGUUAAACUUUGGGAGAUGCUUAAUGACGUGUGCUUACCUAAGGGCACCUUGCAUGGAUGCUCGUUUGCAGUGACGUCAGUAGAAUUUGACCCACAGGAGAAGUUGUUGCUGGCAGCAUCUAAUGAUCAGGCAUGCCGUGUGUGGACUGUCGGUGAUGAGAGAUUAAGGCACACACUGACUGGUCAUACAAAUAAGGUGAUGACAGCAAAGUUCAUGGGAGAUGCCACCAAGCUGGUGUCAGGAAGCCAUGAUAGGACGCUCAAGGUGUGGGACCUGCGUAGCAAGGCUUGCACAAGAACAAUAUUUGCUGGGUCCAGUUGUAAUGAUCUUGUCAUCAACGAGGGGAUCGGAAGUCAAAUUGUCAGCGGUCAUUUUGAUAAAAGGAUCCGAUUAUGGGACACAAGAUCAGAAUCCAUCGUUAGUGAAAUCUUGCUCCAGGGUAAAGUUACAUCGUUAGACCUAUCCCCAGAUAUGAAUCAAGUUCUGGCCAGUACGCGGGACGACACACUAAAAGUGAUUGAUUUAAGAAGUACAAGCCAAGUAGUAGCGACUUGCAGUGCUGAGGGUUUUCGAUUAGCCACUGACUGGACCAGAGCACAGUUUAGCCCGGACGGGCAAUACUGUAUUUGCGGUUCACAAGAUGGCGGGGUGUACAUAUGGAACAACAGUACUGCGAAAUUAGAGAAGGUGCUUAGGGAACACAGCUCCGCGGUUAUUGUCUCAGCGUGGCACCCCUCAGGCGGUAUCAUCAUCACCUGUGAUCGAAAUAAGCACGCGAUAGUAUGGACGGACAAGUACGGGUAGAGCCUCGUCCUUCCUACAAAAUUCAUCGAAUUGUACAUAAAUAUCACCAAAGACCCGAACAGAGUAAGAAAUGCAAAGAAAAGUGUAGGAAUAUUGUAUAUUAUAGCUAAUGCUGGUAGAAUGUACAGAGGAACUAACCGGUAAAACUUCACUAUCACAAAGAUUUUAUUGA
Molecule: messenger RNA, 1922 nt
Organism: Nematostella vectensis (starlet sea anemone)
Lineage: Eukaryota; Metazoa; Cnidaria; Anthozoa; Actiniaria; Edwardsiidae
Product: autophagy-related protein 16
Exons: 21
Coding region: 44-1750 (568 amino acids)
Biological process (GO): autophagosome assembly
Cellular component (GO): autophagosome membrane
Molecular function (GO): protein binding
Source: RefSeq, a predicted model, not a curated record